Dothidotthia symphoricarpi CBS 119687 is the source of this 999-nucleotide messenger RNA. RefSeq lists its product as uncharacterized. Lineage: Eukaryota; Fungi; Ascomycota; Dothideomycetes; Pleosporales; Dothidotthiaceae. Gene Ontology annotation, molecular function: cysteine-type peptidase activity; deNEDDylase activity. The transcript is spliced from 2 exons. Gene Ontology annotation, biological process: proteolysis. Bases 1 to 999 code for a protein of 332 amino acids. The record is from RefSeq and is a predicted model, not a curated record.
AUGAGUGUGCGUGAAGUGGCCCGACAUUUUACUGUCCGUACAACGGCAGCAAGCCUUUGUAAUCACUCGAAAAAUUACCUCGAUAUUGACCAGUCGAUAGAUUGCAACUCCACAGCAUUGUCCAGCACCAGAAGAUCAACAUUCGUGAACCAAAACCAAACAAGACGAGGGCGAUUUGCCGAUCGCUGGACUAUGUCAAACCACCGACAGCCCGACAGCUUAGCUUCCGCACAGUGGAAACGGGAGAUGGACGAAACCAACCCAGUGGUCUUUCAAUUCGGUUCUUCAGCACGCGAAAACUACCGCCUCCAAGAUCGCGACAAUCUUCGGGAUGGACAUUGGCUUCACGACGUUAACAUCGACCUACACUCUGACUAUCUCAACAAAUACCUCCUUCCCUCCUUCCCUGGUUCAGUGUUCAUCGCACCUACCGGAUUGUCACAGCUCAUCAAGGAUAUUCCCGAUGAAGACUUCGACAGCGCAAUGGCGCAAGGUGUCUUUCCGCCCAUCCAGUAUGCUCCGCACAUAUUCCUUCCAAUCAAUACGGAGGUCUCCAAAAUGAGCGACCGAAUGUCCGUUGGUGGAACCCACUGGUCACUUGUUCAUGUUCUACUUCCUCCUCCAGACAGCGACCAUGAGGUUACAGUCCGGCACUAUGAUCCCUUGCACCAUCACAACAGAGAUGAGGCAAGAGCCAUAAUGCUCCGCAUGAGGACCAUCUAUGGGUGGAAUGUACAUGGAUUCACUGGCGUCAGUGAAGAGACUAUUCCACAAACCCAUGAGGGAACAAAUUGUGGAGUGGCGGUUACAUGGAUGCUGAGACAGCUGGUAUUGAGGGUGCUGAAUGGGGAAGACAUGACAAUGACGGAUGAGGAUGGAGAAGAGCAUGGGAUCGUCAACUGGAAGUUUGGUGGCGGGGUGGGGUUUGAUGCUGGAGAGGAGAGAGCAUGGUUGAGACAGGUUGUAGAUGUUCUGAAAUAUGGGGCAAGACGCAUGUGA